Scatophagus argus is the source of this 3258-nucleotide messenger RNA. Its product is annotated as butyrophilin subfamily 3 member A2-like. The coding region runs from base 904 to 2037 and encodes 377 amino acids. NCBI's taxonomy places the organism in Eukaryota, Metazoa, Chordata, Actinopteri, Scatophagidae. The record is from RefSeq and is a predicted model, not a curated record. The transcript is spliced from 6 exons.
UAACGUGGCCGUGUUUCUGCCACAUGGCUGCGCGUGAGCAUUGAAACGGUUUGUCAUGAAUGUGAAGAAACACCUGAGAGUGACAGUUUGGCGGUGAUUUACGGUUCCUCCUCAGUCCUGCAGGUGAUGACGUCACAGGUUAAUCAGUGCCUGUUUGCGACAAACGACGGCUGCGCCUACAGUAGAAAACUUUUCCAAUGGAAAACUUCUGCAUGUCAGCCAGAUUCGAGCUUUAGAUUGCAGCUGGUCCACAUUCCUCUGUCAGUCACCAGGAGCCGCUUCCUGUUAUUAUGUUAGCGGAGGCAGGAAUGCAGACGCCGUUAUGUGCUCAGCAGGGAGUUGCAUACCUGUCCGCACAGGUGUGGAGGAUUUGCGAGGAUGAAACACCCUUUCAUGUGCCUGUCAUUCCAGUUCAGGGAAAAUACGAGACUGCGUGGCCAUGGAAACCUCUUGUUGAAACUUCUGAAUGGAAAAAGACUGGUUACAGUACGGUCUUUGUAGAGGCGCACUUUGACCAGUUUGACCAGCUUUGACCAGUCCCCCAGAUGGAUGGAUGGAUGGAUGUACACUGACAUCCGGUCUGAAUCUUUUCACUCUGUGUUCGAGCUUCUGAAUACUUAACAAAAGCCUGAAGUCAGUCGAAACUCAGCCUGGCAAAAAUGAGCUGCAGUACCGUCUUUGACCACAGUAUAGGAGUCAAAGGGGCGCUGUUUCGACAUUACAGGAGAAUCCUCUUUGCAUGGUCCUCCUCAGACGGUCCUGGCCUUCGCAGGAAGUGAUGUCAUUCUUCCCUGCAGUUUCAACAUCACUGACAGCGACGAGUUUCCAACGGUGGAGUGGUCCAGGUCAGACCUGCAGCCAGACGUCAUCUUCCUGUACCGGGGUGGCUGUGAGACGUUGGAGAUGAAAAAUCCGGCCUAUCAGUACAGGACAAGCUUCGUCGCCAAAGAACUGAAAAACCGAAACAUAUCGCUGAGGAUCUCCAACGUGCAGCUGUCUGACACGGGGACGUACCGGUGCAUGAGGCUCUGGAAGGACGCCCCUCGGGACAUUACAACAGUGGAACUUGUUGUGGGUGCGGUUUCUGAGCCGCAGCUCUCGGUGGUUUCGGCUGGGAGUGCAGGAGUGACCGUUGAGUGUGAGGCCACCUGCUGGCUGCCCAAGCCUGACGUCAGGUUUCUGGAUGAGCGGGGAAACGACGUCCCCUCUGAUGGCCCCAAAACAAGUGAAGAAGCCAGGGGAUGUUUUACUGUGAGAAGUCGAGUGACCCUCCAGGAUGCCACCAGCAGGGUCACGUGCAGAGUUCAUCAGUCGGAGACAAACCAGACGAGGGACAAGUCGGUGAUCGUACCAGUUGACUUCAGGAGCUACUGUUUCUCUGUCGCUGCCUUCACUGCUGGAGGGACCAUUUUACUUGGCUUGCUCUUGUCUGGAUUAGCCACGUUGUUAUGGAAGCUAAGUGGCAAACGUGCAGAGGUUCACAGAUUUCGGAUGGUGAGGCGGCCGUCGGAUCAAACCACACUGAGUGGUACUGAAAGUCAUUCCCUCCUGCAGAGUGUGGUGGUUGACAGCCCUGACAACAGUGUGAACAGCACCGAUGAGAGGCUGCAAGAGCUCGAUGUGAAACUCCAAGAGAAAGAUGAGAUCAUCCGCCGACUACAGAACCUCAACAAAUCCCAUCUGUGUCCUGCUUGCCGGCCUGUGGAGCCAAAGAUAUCCUGCAGGGCUGCAGCCUCCACCAGCAACUUACACCAGAAUAAGGAUCCAAAACCUGGCGUCUUGAGAUGGAAUCGAUCACAUGGCCACCUGGUCAGAAGAAACAACAGUAGCCCUGCCAUUUUGUCUUUGGCCAACGCGCCAAAGAAAAAUUCCAGCCAAAUUGUUCAUUCACUGAGUUUUUCUCCUGGUUUGCCUGGUCCAAAAGUUCCCAAGCUUCAGCGUCGACAUUCCUUCAGGAUCCCGUCGUCAGCCAGGUCCGGCGACCCCUUCACGCCCCUGUCCGAUGUAGCUGAGGAAUCAGAGCUGUUAAUCCAGUGACAAAGAGCACAGAUCAGCACACAACAGUAAAACGUUUGGUGUUGCAUUUCUUCAAACCUUAGCUAAUAAUUUUCUGCAAGGCCGGAUAACCCCGUUUUUUUUUAAUCCCUUAUUAAUUUAAUUAAAGAACUUUACUGCUGCUAGUUGGUGGACUUUGUUUCCUUCGGACGGAGCUAAGUUAGCUAUUUGCUCUGCCCAUUUCCAGUCUUUAAGCUAAGCUCACUGCCUUAUUUUCCACACAGAUAUGAGAGGUUUAAAACUUCUGGUCUUCUUCUUUUCCUCAGAUGUCUUCUUAUCUUCUCCUUUGAACACAAAAACUGUUAGUUAGCAAGAGCCCACUGAUAGCCAGUUAGCUCAGCCCCACAGGGUGCUGCUUUCCUGCGUUUUGUUGUGACUCAGCAGAAUUGAGAGUCCGUAAGACAUAAGUUGGUGCAGGUUCUGCUGUCUAACGUUAUGCUACAUGCUAUAAUACUUUAAUGCGAAGCCUGGUUUUGAUCUGCUCGGCUUGUCCUGUUAAAGUUACUGCAGGGCACUGUUAAUACAACCUGUGCACGUUUCAGACUGAAACUCCAACCGAAAUGCUUCACUUUGCCUCUACAGUGUGAUGUCAGCAUUUCUUAAUGCCGAGAACUCACUGACAUGCAAAAUUCCCACUCCCAAGUUGAAAUGUAGCUGCUGCCAUGUUUUGUGAAGCCACACCAGGCUAAAGUCUUUUAUUUAUUAUUGUGAUGUUAAACUUGAAUGGUUGUUGUGAGAAAUGAAAGCACAGUGCGUCACAGCUGUCCCGAUGGACUCGAUGAGACAAAUGCGACACCCAGUGGUAAACUUUGGUACACCCUCAUAACAAACUGGGUCGAAAACUUUUACACUGCCCCAAGCCCUAAAUUAAAUUAAAUUCUUAAAACUUCAAACCUGCAUGUUGUUUUAAUGUCUGAAUGGAGCGUAUGUUGAAAUGAAAACAACAAUGCAGGUUGUUACCAGUUUGUGGAAAAAAAAUCCUAAUUUUCAUCCCCAGUUUUGGUUGUGCUCACUUUUUCUGCUUUUUUUAUGCAUUAAACACACACUCACUUUAUUUAUGGUUUAGGAUUUUAUUUCUGGGGUUGUAAAUAGGGGUUCCUGUAUUUAAAAUUGUUUUUCAUUUAAUUGUGUAAAUUAUGUAAAUAGUACAUUUGUUUUUCAUUUUUUAAUUUUUCUUAUAAAUAAAGCACUUUCUCGGAUUCA